GCCAUUUUUGUUUUGUGGAGGUUUAACAAGAUCGAGAGCGACUCUUCAUUGAUAAAAUGGCUCAUACUGUCAUAUCCAUGAAGUUACCCCCAAAUAUAGAUCCUACGAAAGCACGUCUUGCUUAUGGGGGCCGUGCACUACCAAAACUAGUGAGUGUAAUCAUAACCUCAUUUGUAGGACAUGCAGUUGGACGAGAUGCAUUUGUGGAUAACAAAAUGAUUGUACCAUUAUCAGAACUGUUUGAUGACAACGUCUAUCAGGCCAGAAGGAAUGCUCACAAGGCCAUAGAAAUGUGUGUGCACAUGAGUCCAGGCACUGAGGGAGUUGUUGAUGCAAAGCUUGUCCCAGUGUUGGUUGGAAAACUUCUCAAAGAGGAGGAUGAGAUCAAGGUGUGGAAAAACACGAAACCAUUUCAGCAUAUUGCAUGGAUAGCAAAAGCUGCCAGGGAUGUCAUGGAUUUAAGUUUUCCUCUUGAUGGCAAGGACAAAGCAGUCGAUGUUGGAGCAAUUCCUGAACUGGUGUCGCUUCUUGAAGAUGCUAACAGUGAUGUUAGAGCACAAGCUGCUGGUGCCAUCAUGACAAUUACAAUAACAACCAAAGGGAAGUAUGCAGCAAUAGAUGAAAAAGCAAUUCCUAACCUUGUGAAAUUGCUAGAUGACCCUGAAAGUGAAGUGAGACUCAAUGCUCUAUAG
This is a messenger RNA of Stylophora pistillata, 692 nucleotides long. RefSeq names its product radial spoke head 14 homolog. Lineage: Eukaryota; Metazoa; Cnidaria; Anthozoa; Scleractinia; Pocilloporidae. Gene Ontology annotation, molecular function: protein binding. The record is from RefSeq and is a predicted model, not a curated record.